AGCAAGAGAUUCUGUAGGAAGGCAGAGGCCUGCGUGGCUGGUGGCCAGGGGGCAGCGGAUCAGGACACGGACCCUACGGACACAGGAAAAACGCUGCUCAGAGUUUGCAGGUCACGGGCAGACACACAGCUGAGGCCAGUGACGACUCGCUCGCAGAGGGAGUUGGAGAGCCUGGCAGAGGAGGAGUGUGUGGAGACAGGUUCUAGCGACGCACCUGCUGCAACCUCUGAGGAGAAAACCAGUGACUGGGCAACAGGGAAAAAUCGAGGCGAUCCGGUUAGCCGGGAUUUUAACUCCGCUGACGCGAAUGCCAGCGUCUUGCAGCCGCGCGACAGGGAAAGCUUCACAGCUGUUAAAAUGCCACCAGGUAUUUAAGAGUCUAUCCCACGAACACAAGUGGAUAGGAGGAAAACGAGUCCAUAUUUUUCAAGUAAAUACAGUAAAGAAGCUCCCAGCCCACCUAGAAGGAAGGCCCUCAGAAAAUGGACUCCUCCACGUUCUCCUUUUAACUUGAUCCAAGAAACCCUUUUCCAUGAUCCAUGGAAACUUCUCAUUGCAACCAUAUUUCUCAAUAAAACUUCAGGUAAAAUGGCAAUUCCUGUGCUCUGGGAGUUCCUGAAGAAGUAUCCUUCUCCUGAAAUCACCAGGAAUGCAGACUGGAAAGAAAUGUCAGAGCUGCUCAAACCUCUCGGCCUCUACGAACUCAGAGCGAAAACUAUCAUCAAGUUCUCAGGUGAGUACCUGAGCAAGCAGUGGAAGUACCCGAUCGAGCUGCACGGCAUCGGCAAGUACGGGAACGACUCCUACAGAAUCUUCUGUGUCAACGAGUGGAAGGAG
This is a messenger RNA of Antrostomus carolinensis (chuck-will's-widow), 837 nucleotides long. It is a transcript of the gene MBD4, whose product is annotated as methyl-CpG binding domain 4, DNA glycosylase. Gene Ontology annotation, molecular function: catalytic activity; DNA binding. The record is from RefSeq and is a predicted model, not a curated record. The transcript has 5 exons. Lineage: Eukaryota; Metazoa; Chordata; Aves; Caprimulgiformes; Caprimulgidae. Gene Ontology annotation, biological process: base-excision repair. The annotation marks the transcript as partial. Gene Ontology annotation, cellular component: nucleus.